AUGUCGAAAAAAUGUGAAGUCGAUCCACAGACAAUCACACAUUCAAUGUUUCAUGGGACGACGUAUCGUUGUCGUGAUCCGAUUACGAUGCUGGAAACGGAAGCUGAAUUUUGUGAGAAUGAAGAGUGUGCAAUGUGUGGCAUUCUCAGAGAAGGAAAUAAAAAGCGUAAAACCAGAAAUAGCUGGUUGUGGUGGAAGAAGUCGGGAAUUUGGUCGUCGAAUGAUCCAGGGCAUUCAUUAGCCCAUUCCCUGAAACGGCCCGAUCAGCAUCCUUACAUUAUGUUUGUAUUAGAUGUGCUUUCGCCAUUACCUGGUUAUACACUCGAGGUUUUUGAUGAGGCUGCAACAAUACCUAAAUACUUGAUAGUCUUCGAAUAA
Messenger RNA from Ambispora gerdemannii, 378 nucleotides. The record is from the annotation of a GenBank genome assembly. Lineage: Eukaryota; Fungi; Glomeromycota; Glomeromycetes; Archaeosporales; Ambisporaceae.